Coccomyxa subellipsoidea C-169 is the source of this 327-nucleotide messenger RNA. RefSeq names its product ubiquitin fusion protein. The transcript is spliced from 4 exons. The annotation marks the transcript as partial. The record is from RefSeq and is a predicted model, not a curated record. Gene Ontology annotation, cellular component: ribosome; cytoplasm; nucleus. Gene Ontology annotation, biological process: translation; modification-dependent protein catabolic process; protein ubiquitination. NCBI's taxonomy places the organism in Eukaryota, Viridiplantae, Chlorophyta, Trebouxiophyceae, Coccomyxaceae. Gene Ontology annotation, molecular function: ubiquitin protein ligase binding; protein tag activity; structural constituent of ribosome.
AGUGACACUGUUGAGAGCGUGAAGACGCAGAUCGCGGGCAAGGAAGGCAUUCCAGCUGAGGUGCAGAGGCUGAUCUAUGCUGGGAGGCAAUUAGAAGAUGAGCAGACUCUGGCUCAUUACGCGGUUGAGAGGGAUUCCACGCUGCACCUUGUCAUGCGGCUGCGUGGAGGCAUCAUCGAGCCCUCUCUGCAAAUUUUGGCCCGCAAGUACAACCAGGACAAGAUGAUAUGCAGGAAGUGCUACGCUCGUCUGCACCCUCGCGCAGUGAACUGCAGGAAGAAGAAGUGUGGACACACAAACCAGCUGCGUGUCAAGAAGAAGCUGAAG